CGUCUACAUUGUGCUUUUACCUCUCGGUGCAACAACAUCGAAAAAUAAAUAAGCUUCACUAAUAUUAAACGCAAAUUAACAAUAUUAAAAAAAAGUUUUACAAUAGUCGAUGAAAGAAUUGUGGCGUAAAGAUUACGUUAAAUUGAAAAUUACCGAUUUUUUCUUAAUUGCAAUUGAGAUUACAAAGCCAAAAGUGAAAAAAAAUGGGAAACAAAGUGUAUACAUUCACCGAAGAACAACUGGAAGAUUAUCAAGAUUCCACGUAUUUUACACGUAAAGAAAUUUUGAGAAUUUAUAAAAGAUUUCGAGAAAUUGGAGGUACGGGAGUGGUUCCUGAAAUAUUGACCCCCUUGGAAGCUUCAUCUUUGCGAAUACCUUUCUCGACAUUGGAUAAAAUACCCGAAUUGAAGGAAAAUCCCUUCAGAGACCGUAUUUUGGAAGUCUUUACUACUCAUCAUCAUGGCCAAGAGCCUGGCAACUCAUCAAACGAGGGGAUUUGCUUCGAAGAAUUCCUGGAGAUGAUGUCAGUGUUUUCCGAUCAAGCACCUCGCGAUUUGAAAGUUCAUUACGCCUUUAAAAUUUACGAUUUCGAUGGCGAUGGACUAUUGGGACUUAAUGAUUUGGAAAAGACCUGCAAUCAAUUAGUUCGUGGUGGAUUAAGUUCCGAGGAAGUGGCAACAAUUUGUGAAAAAGUUUUAGAAGAAAGUGAUAUCGACAGUGAUGGUGCUUUAUCUUUUUUGGAAUUUGAAAAUGUCGUGACGAGAGCCGCAGAUUUUCUAUCGACAUUCCAAUUAAGAAUAUAAUAAUUCUACAAAACUAAAUCCUUUCAAUUAAUUACACUAAAAUUUAUAACACAAAAUACUAUCACAAAAAAAAAAAUUCAAAAUUUUGUUUUAAAUUUGUUCUCGAAAUUAUGUAAAUUGUAAACGGUGUUAGAUAUAUUAAUAUAGAUAUUAACAAUAAUAAUUAAUUUUUAUUAAUUAUUAAUAUAAAUAUUAAUAUAUCUAAUGUCAAACACUAUUAAUUUUAUUUAUUUAAUAAAAAAUUAUUCCAUAUUAAAAACGAUAAAGAAAAUCGUAUUUCGUCAAUAAUAAGCUCAUCUAUUCUUUCACUAAAAUUCACUUUUUAUUGGAUUUAAUAAGAAAAUAAAAAGUUGACGCCCAAAAAAAAAAUCGUCGAUUGUAAAAUAGAAAAGCGAAAAAACCGUUUACAAGUGUACAUUGUAAAAUCGACUUUAUAAAGCGAUCUGAAAUGUAAUAAAAUCUCUGAAAGCAUUA
Molecule: messenger RNA, 1277 nt
Organism: Leptopilina boulardi
Lineage: Eukaryota; Metazoa; Arthropoda; Insecta; Hymenoptera; Figitidae
Product: calcium and integrin-binding family member 3-like
Exons: 4
Coding region: 204-803 (199 amino acids)
Molecular function (GO): calcium ion binding
Source: RefSeq, a predicted model, not a curated record